This is a messenger RNA of Bombus impatiens (common eastern bumble bee), 1992 nucleotides long. Its product is annotated as 8-oxo-dGDP phosphatase NUDT18. NCBI's taxonomy places the organism in Eukaryota, Metazoa, Arthropoda, Insecta, Hymenoptera, Apidae. Bases 222 to 1202 code for a protein of 326 amino acids. The transcript is spliced from 4 exons. Gene Ontology annotation, molecular function: magnesium ion binding; 8-oxo-GDP phosphatase activity; 8-oxo-dGDP phosphatase activity. The record is from RefSeq and is a predicted model, not a curated record.
CAACCAGAUUGAACUGAAUAGUGAUGACUUAGAUACAACUUACAACUACAGCAGGAUGCACACGCCUAAUUCAAUUAUGUAUGAAUUGUAUGAUCAUUAUCACUUUCACUUUGUUUAUAACCUUAUCUAUCGUUAAAUUAGUAGUAAUGAUAUAUGAUAUCUAAGAUAUAAUUUGAAUAUUUGUUUUGUGUAUAUUUUAAAGCAAUUGCUGUUAUACUGACAUGUCGUUAUCUAUUGAAAAACAAAUUGAAUUAUUAUUAGCUGGUCAUCCAUUAGAAAUUGGUGACACGCAUGAUAGUACCCAUGCGGUACAAGAUGAAAUAGGAGGAAAAGGAACACCUAGUACUUAUAUACCAAUUUGUCAAAAAACUGUAACAUACAUUGUUGCUGCUGUAGUGAUAAAUAAUCAAGGGGAAGUAUUAAUGAUGCAAGAAGCAAAAGCUACUUGCAGUGGAAAAUGGUAUUUACCUGCUGGUCGUGUUGAACCUAAUGAAAAUUUAUUAGAUGCUGUUAAAAGAGAAGUCUUAGAAGAAACAGGGCUUACAUUAGAUCCAGAAACAUUGAUAUUAGUAGAAUGUGCAACUGGUUCAUGGUUCCGAUUUGUAUUUACUGGCAAAAUAACUGGUGGUAAAUUAAAAACAUUAGAAGAAGCAAAUGAAGAAUCGUUACAAGCAUGCUGGGUGAAUAAUGUAAAUGAUCUGUCACUCAGAUCACAUGAUAUUAUAUCUUUGAUAGAAAGAGGUAAAACUUAUGUCACGAAUAAGAAUAUUCCACAACAUCCAUAUUUAAUGCCAAUUAGUACACCAUUGUCCAAAUUAUUGUUGCGGCUAUCAAUCACUUCGAAAAAAAGAUCAACGAAUAAAUUGCAUGUACUUGUAUCAGAUACCAUGCCAUUCCAUUUACCAAUUUGUGAAAUUAAUCCACAUCGCAACCUUCUUUCUACUUUACAUAACUUUAUGAAGGAAUUAUUUGGAAAUGGAGUUGCACAGCAUAAACCACAUGGAAUACUUUCCUUAGAAUUCAGUGGAGGGCAAGGAGGAGAUGGACUUUGUUUAACAUUAUUAGUAUCAUUCAAGUUACCUGUGGAAGAUGUACCUGCUACAGGAAAAUUCAUUUGGCAUGAGCUACCUGAAAAUCUCGCUACAAGUAUUACUUAUCGCUUACCACGAAACAUGACAGUGCCUUUAAAUGUUAUACGAUGAUCAGAUAUUCAUACUUAGUGUACAAGUGAACAUUAGGUGUGCAUAGUAUAAUUGCAUUUCAAAUUUUAUGUAUGAGAAAUUUUAUUAAUUUUUCUUUUUCUAGAAAAUGAGGUAAAAAAUUUUUGGACUGGCACGCUCUUAAUAUUUUGACUAUAAUUAUGCAUUCAGUAACUUGCAAUUUUACAUUUUUACAUUGUCAGAACAGAAUUAUAAAAUUUCUUAGUUGAGAAAUAUAAUUGAGAACAAAAUAAUUAGUGCGCACGUACAUUCGCACAUAAUUCUAUAUAUACGGAUAUACAAACGAGGUAUACUUAUCUGAUAUUAAUAUCUAAUAAUUUCUAAUUAUAUUAAAAAAUAUUUAUGUUAUAUAUUUACAUUUUUCCUAGUCUGUACCAAUGAUUUUUUUAACAAGAAUGAAUAUGUAGUAUGUAGUAUAUGUAACUCACAUACAAGUCUAUAACAUAAUAUCAUUAAUACUAAUUAUAAAUAAAUGACGUGAAUGUAUUUUAUCAGAGAAAAACUGCUAGCAUUUCCAGUUGGUACCAAAAAUUUUGAGAAAGAAGAGAUCUUUUUGCUUCAAUCUUAAAACCCAUGUAGAAAUUUUUAUAAAAAUAUUCAUAAUAUAGAUAAAUGUAGGAAGCUGAUAUCCUGAUAGUAGACAUUUAUUUUUAUAUGUCAUAGAAUAUUAUAAAGAACAGUUAUUUUACGUUCCAAAUACAAGUACGUAAAAUGUACAAAUAUAACAAAGUUUGAAAAAAUUAUUAAACACAAAUACAGACAUAAUACACUA